Molecule: messenger RNA, 3155 nt
Organism: Fukomys damarensis (Damara mole-rat)
Lineage: Eukaryota; Metazoa; Chordata; Mammalia; Rodentia; Bathyergidae
Gene: Trappc3l
Product: trafficking protein particle complex 3 like
Exons: 6
Coding region: 241-843 (200 amino acids)
Biological process (GO): intra-Golgi vesicle-mediated transport; endoplasmic reticulum to Golgi vesicle-mediated transport
Cellular component (GO): TRAPP complex; cis-Golgi network membrane; cytosol
Source: RefSeq, a predicted model, not a curated record
UUACAACUUAUUAUAAAUGAAGCAAUUAUUUGAUCAGUGACCAUUACGUAGGUACAAGGCAGUCCUGUUGCUUGCAUUUUGCUUUUCUCUUCAUUUCAGCAGAGAGCAAAAGCAGUAGUGUGCAGAGGUAGAAUUUCUGUCUCAAAGCGAGGAGACAUUUCAGAAAGAAUCAAGGCCGAUGCACUUCUAAGCACUGACCAGAGAAAAGGAACUGAGGACAGCAUUCUUCAUCUCCACACUAUGUCUCGCCCUGUACCCAGAAGACCACAGCAUCAUAAAAUAAACAAAGACCUCUUUGUGCUCACCUAUGGAGCUCUGGUUGCGCAGCUGUGUAAGGAUCACGAAAAGGAUGAAGAUGUGAACAAAUACCUAGAUAAAAUGGGAUACAGCAUUGGAACACGACUGGUGGAAGACUUUUUGGCUCGGACCUGUGUGACAAGAUGCCACAGUUACUCAGAAAUUACAGACAUAAUUGCCCAGGCAUCCUCCCAUAGGAAUCAGCCCCAGGUCCUUCUCAUCCUAUGGAAAAGUCAACAGGUGGCUUUCAAGAUGUACUUGGGAGUUACACCAAGUGUGACCUGUAACAAUGCAAGCAGAAAUGAAUUUUCUCUGAUUCUUGACAAGAACCCUCUGUCGGAGUUCGUGGAAGAGCUCCCCACUGGGCGGUCUUCUCUGUGCUACUGCAACUUACUCUGCGGGAUUAUCAGAGGUGCCCUGGAGAUGGUUCAUUUGACUGCUGAUGUCACGUUCUUGCAAGACAGACUAAAAGGCGACACUGUGACAGAGAUAGGAAUAAUAUUUUUAAAACAGCCAAAUGAGAAAAAAUAUAGACGGAGAAAAUGAAGGCUCCGCGUGAAAUGCUACAGGGUGGCUAGCUGAGGGGCGCAUGUUGGUAGCUGACACGUACAGCCACAGAAAGUUUGAGUUGCUUAGCAGCAUGGGCUUUGCAAGGCUUAUAGAUCAGCCAGAGAUUUGAAAUGAAAGGUGUGAGGAUUUUAUUUUGCUUAUAAAUCACACAUUUUCAUCUCUCGUCCAUGGGCUUUCAUAUACAAAUAACUCCGUAUAAAAUGGGAAGCAUGGAUCCCACAUGUCCCGCAUCCAUCCUCACAGCUUUCGCUCCAUUUACUUGUGGUAAUGGGAUAAGGUGUGCCCUGUACAAUCAGUUGUCUUCUCCCACUGGAACAAUGGAUGAAAUGAUAGAGCAUAAACUCAUUAAGUGGACACAGGCUCUAGAUACUACUUGUGGCAUUCUCUGUAGAAACACUGCCCUUUGUAACAUUUUCCAUGUUCUUAUGAAAUUAUGAGUGAUUUUGCUCAAAUAUCAUUUGGCUUAUAACUUUAGGAAGUGAAAGCUUGACUUGUAGUCACCAUGGCAAGGUAUUUAUUUGGAUGCCUAUUCUGAAGAAUUUUAAAAUAGCACUUGAUUUUCAUUCACUUUAUUUUAAAUUUAGUUUAUUUUUUUAAAUAGUGGUAUCUAUCUCUUUCUUUUCUCCUGAAAUAUUGCUGACAGUCAGAUGGAAAAUCUCUAUACUGAGAAGCAAAUCAUGUUCUUUGAGAAUGCUUCCUUACCUCAAAGUUUGUUCACUAUUAAAUUUUCCAAAAAGGAUCAACAUGUGCUAUGCAUGUGUACCAAUUUGCCAUGACAAAUGUAUGUAUCUAUUAUGUAUCACAAACAUAUGCUAAUAAAAAUGGGAAGAAAAAAGAUAUUUUACCAUCAUAUGUAGCCCUAAAAAUCUUCCGAAGAGUAUUUUGUCUGUGAUAAGCACACAUUUAAAAUUGAAAAUGCACCUAGGUGAGGUACCAUACACCUUCAACUCUUGCACUCUGAGAGGCUGAGGUAAGAGGAUCCCGUGUUUGAACCCAACAGUAUACCAACUCAGCAAGACCGUGUCUCAAAAUAAGAAGUGAAAAAAGGGAUAGGGGUAUGGCUCAGUGCAUAAGCCCUGGGUCCAAUCUACAACACCAUAAAAAAAAAACUGAAAGAAAAGAAAGUGUACUGGAUUAAAUAAACAAUAAUCUUCAUCAGAGCCCCAGCACAAGGCAGAAAACUAACUUUACAAGGAAAAGCUAUAGUUACUGUGACACCAGGAGUUAAGACUGCUGUAAAUGGAGCCCAGGAUAUAGUUGGUAGUGGAGCCCUUGUCUAGCAUGCAUGAUAUCCAGACUCUGACUCAUAACUCGGAAAAACAAACAAGAAGCUGAAGAAAUGAUACGGAUAGAAAUAAACUAGAAUUCCCAUUGUUCUGUUUCUAGCCCUUCAGAUCACUGAGAUGGGUGGAUGACCCUGCACAACAGCUUUUCUCUCUCUCUCUCUCUGAAUGAAAGGAUAACAUAUGAUAAAUACCAAAAAUAAUAUCAGUAUAUUUAAGUGCCAUAGAUAAACACUGAAAUGCCAGUCUUUCGGACUCUAGAAGACCACCAGGAAAUGCUCCCCUCUACCUAGCUGACUCUGGGCCAUUGAGGCAGCGCUGAGGACCAGACAGACUCCCUGGAGCAGCUGCGGCACCAAUGGGAGGAUCUUCAGGCCUGCAGCACAGAAAAGGAAUAGAAUCUGGAAGAAGAUAUCUCCCAGUGGAAGGGAUGUCAUGUAUUUUAAACCGGUACCUCCAGAAGAAGGCUUGCUUUCAGUCCACCUAAAAACUUACUUUUCUACCAUCUGAUCAACUGCUUUUUUGUCCAUAGUUCACUUACCUCUUCAGGAAUGAAUGGAGACCCAUAUUUAAGGACCUCCUUAAAUCAGCACCCAAGGAGCUCCCUUGAAAAUGUUCUAUUGCCUGAAGUAUUCUCCAGCCUGCCCCCUCCCCCUUCUCUCCCAACCCCACUAUCAAAGCCCACCCACUAAAGGCACCUUCACCUGAUAUUCUUAGCGGUGCGGUGUGUUGGAACUGGUAAUGGCUACAAGGUGGGGCUUCUUCCCCAUCCUUUAUUUUUCUCAGCCUGGAGGGAAGGGGCUCCUUUGAUUUUGAUGCAUGCUAUGAAACAUGACCUAUAUGCCUAAAAGAGUGGCUUGUUCACAUUCACUGUGUUCUCCAUCCUGAGGAAUGGGAGAAUCGAGAAGUUGCACUGUAUUAGAAUUAAGAGAGCCAUAUAUAUCACCUUGAAUUUUCUAAUAGCAACCUUAAAUGAAUAUAAACAGGUGGGUAAGGGAUUUAGCU